UUCAAAUGAAACAUCUAGGGCUUUUCCGCCUCUAGGCAGCGCACUUCCCAUGCAGGACAAGUAAGGCGUCCUGCAGUAUUGCGUCACAGCCGCCCCACCCACUCUCACAACUCCUUAUUACUCAUUGGCUGAUUCACGAAUGCUAUUCGUUGCUGAAGCUGUCACUCAAAAUACCGACGGGGCGGUUGACGUCAUCGUUUCAGUAAAUCAAGGCAUUCGAGCAUAAUCUCAAAUUAGCUAGCGGAGCGAUUUUUUCCCCCGGUACCAGCAUCCAUCCAUCCAUCCAUCCAUCUAACCAUCCAUCAUAGAAGACUAAAUACAGUAACGCACCUGAGCAGAGGAAGAAAACACUGCGAUCAUGGAUGUAUAUAGGGUUAUGAAGUGUUUGUGUGUCGGUUUACUCUGAUCAUCGCUGCCUGACGUUGGUGGACGUCAAUACAGUUUGUUUUUCUGGAGUGAUUUCAGAUUUGGAGUGGAGUAUCAAGGACUUAAUUCAGCAUUGCAUUGUGACAAAGCACAGAGUUGAAGCGUCCAACCAUGUCUGGAGCCUCUGUGAAAGUGGCGGUCAGGGUGCGUCCCUUCAACUCAAGGGAGACCAGCAAAGAAUCCAAAUGCAUUAUUCAGAUGCAAGGCAACUCUACCACUAUAUUGAAUCCCAAAAACCCAAAAGAAGCACCAAAGUCCUUCAGCUUUGACCAUUCAUACUGGUCACACACCACGCCGGAAGACCCCUCCUUUGCAUCCCAGAGUCAGGUGUACAAUGACAUCGGGAAGGAGAUGCUGCAGCACGCCUUUGAAGGCUACAAUGUUUGCAUCUUUGCUUAUGGCCAGACUGGUGCUGGCAAGUCCUACACGAUGAUGGGAAAGCAGGAAGAAGGACAGGAAGGCAUCAUCCCUCAGCUCUGCGAAGAACUCUUUGAGAAAAUCAAUGACAACAACAACGAGGAUAUCUCUUAUUCAGUGGAGGUGGCAUACAUGGAAAUUUACUGUGAGCGAGUGAGGGACUUGCUGAACCCCAAGAACAAAGGGAACCUACGUGUAAGGGAGCAUCCUCUGCUCGGGCCAUACGUCGAAGACCUGUCCAAAUUGGCCGUUACCUCUUAUACGGACAUCGCUGACCUCAUGGAUGCUGGUAACAAGGCCAGGACUGUGGCUGCCACUAACAUGAACGAGACCAGCAGCCGCUCGCAUGCCGUCUUCACCAUCGUCUUCACACAAAGGAAGCACGACAACGAGACGGACCUGUCCACAGAAAAGGUCAGCAAAAUCAGCCUGGUGGACCUGGCAGGCAGUGAGCGUGCAGACUCGACUGGGGCCAAAGGCACGCGUCUGAAGGAAGGUGCAAACAUCAACAAAUCUCUGACUACCCUUGGAAAGGUCAUCUCUGCCCUGGCUGAGGUGAGCAAGAAGAAAAAGAAGACCGAUUUUAUUCCUUACCGAGACUCUGUUCUCACAUGGCUCCUGAGAGAGAAUUUAGGUGGGAACUCGAGGACGGCUAUGGUGGCUGCUCUGAGCCCUGCUGACAUUAACUAUGAUGAAACCCUGAGCACCUUGAGAUACGCCGACCGAGCCAAGCAGAUCAAGUGCAACGCUGUGAUCAACGAAGACCCCAACGCCAAGCUGGUGCGUGAGCUGAAGGAUGAAGUCACCCGCUUGAGGGAUCUGCUCAAGGCCCAGGGUCUUGGGGACAUCCUGGACAGGACUUUAGGCAUCGACAGCUGCGGGGACGGCUACGACCUGAAAGAUAUACACAACAGUCAGCAUAGAUACAUGCUUUCUUCCGAGAAUCAACGGCCUGGCCAUCUCUCCACAGCGCCUAUGGGGUCUCUCACAGCCUCGCCAUCGUCCGGUUCUCUGUGCAGCCCCACAGGCCUGCAGUCCGUCUGUAGCAUCCAGGAGCGCAUCAUGUCCACUCCCGGAGGAGAGGAGGCCAUCGAGAGGCUCAAGGAGUCUGAGAAGAUCAUAGCAGAGCUGAAUGAGACCUGGGAGGAGAAGCUGAGGAAGACCGAGGCUAUCCGGAUGGAGAGAGAGGCUCUGUUGGCAGAGAUGGGCGUUGCAAUCCGGGAGGACGGGGGAACCCUGGGUGUCUUCUCUCCUAAAAAGACCCCUCACCUGGUUAACCUGAACGAGGAUCCUCUCAUGUCAGAAUGCCUGCUGUACUACAUCAAAGAUGGAGUUACAAGGGUGGGCCAGGCCGACGCAGAGAGAAGGCAAGAUAUUGUUCUGAGUGGAGCGCACAUCAGAGAGGAGCACUGCAUCUUCCGCAGCGAGCGGAACGCCAACGGAAACGUGAUUGUAUUGCUGGUGCCGUGUGAAGGCUCGGAGACAUAUGUGAAUGGCAAGCGUGUGAACGAUGCUGUGCAGCUGCGCUCAGGUAAUCGUAUCAUCAUGGGGAAGAACCACGUGUUCCGCUUUAACCACCCUGAGCAGGCGCGAGCUGAGAGGGAGAAGACACCAUCAGCUGAGACGCCCGUGGAGCCUGUGGACUGGACUUUUGCCCAGAGAGAACUUCUGGAGAAGCAGGGCAUUGACAUGAAGCAGGAGAUGGAGAAGAGGCUUACAGAGAUGGAAAUCCUUUAUAAAAAAGAGAAGGAGGAGGCUGAUCAACUGCUUGAGCAACAGAGACUGGUCUAUGAGAGCAAGCUUCAAGAACUACAAAAACAGGUGGAGCAGAUUGCAGAAACUCCUGAUGAGGAGGAGGAGGAAGAGGAAGAGGAGGAAGUGCCAUGGACACAGCAUGAGUUUGAACUCGCUCAGUGGGCCUUCAGAAAGUGGAGGUACCACCAAUUCACCUCACUUAGAGACCAGCUGUGGGGCAACGCAGUAUACCUGAAGGAAGCGAAUGCCAUCAGUGUGGAGCUCAAAAAGAAGGUCCAGUUCCAGUUUGUGCUUCUGACAGACACGCUGUACUCCCCACUUCCCCCUGAACUUUUGCCUCCCGAGCCGGAAAAGGAGCGUGACUCCAGGCCUUUCCCUCGUACUGUGGUGGCUGUGGAGGUCCAGGACCUGAAGAAUGGAGCCACUCACUACUGGUCUCUGGAGAAGCUCAAGCAGAGGCUGGAGCAGAUGCGAGAGAUGUACGACCGUGCUGGAGAAAUGGCCUCCUCCAAUCAGGAGGAAGUGGAGGGGCCCCUGACCGGCAGUGAUCCUUUCUAUGAUCGCUUCCACUGGUUCAAGCUAGUGGGAAGCUCACCAAUCUUCCACGGCUGCGUGAAUGAGCACCUGACUGACCGCACACCCUCACCCACCUUCUCCACGGCCGACUCGGACAUCACCGAGCUGGCUGAUGAGAGGCAGAGCGAGAUGGAUGAUUUCGUGGACGACGAAGCUUUCGUGGACGACACCAGCUCGGAUGCGGGCACCGAGGAAGGCUCAGACAUCUUUAGCGAUGGCCACGACCCCUUCUAUGACCGCUCGCCCUGGUUCACUCUCGUGGGCAGAGCGUUUGUGUACCUGAGUAACCUGCUGUACUCCGUGCCCCUGGUGCACCGUGUGGCUGUAGUGACAGAGAAAGGCGAAGUGCGAGGGUUCCUGCGUGUGGGUGUCCAGGCCAUCGCAGCUGAUGAGGAGGCUCCUGAUUAUGGCUCUGGUAUCCGUCAGUCUGGUACUGCCAAAAUCUCAUUCGAUGACGAGUAUUUCAAAAAGACUGAAUUCUCUUCUGUGGCACUGACCCAUUCUGGCCUUUCUAUGGAGGAGUUGCGUAUUGUUGAAGGCCAAGGACAAAGUUCAGAGGUCAUCACACCCUCUGAAGAGAUGAACAGAAUAAAUGACAUGGAUCUGAAGCUGGGGAACGUCGAUGUCAAGCUGGGCCAAUCAGAAGGAGUGAUUGGUCAGCUGGAGGUGGGAAGUGUCUUCACUUUCCGCGUCACUGUUCUGCAGGCCGCCGGUAUCCCACCAGAGUACGCCGACAUCUUCUGCCAGUUCAACUUCCUCCAUCGUCAUGAUGAGGCUUUCAGUACCGAACCGCUGAAGAAUUCAGGCAAAGGCUCCCCGCUGGGCUUUUACCACGUCCAAAAUAUUUCUGUGGAGGUCACAGAGUCCUUUAUCGAGUACAUUAAGAGCAAUCCCAUCGUGUUUGAGGUGUUCGGACAUUACCAGCAGCAUCCACUGCACCGUCAUGGCCAGGAUGCAAUCAGCCUGCCACAGCCUUCGAGGAAGUACUACCCUCCACCCAUGCCUCUGUCUAAACCAGUUCCAGCCACCAAGCUGAACACCAUCAGCAAGUCAAACCUGGGCCAGUGUGUGAGCAAGUAUGAUCUUCUGGCUUGGUUUGAGAUUAGUGAACUGGAACCAACCGGAGAGUAUAUCCCAGCUGUAGUGGACCACAGUGGAGGUCUACCCUGUCAUGGCACUUACUUACUGCACCAGGGUAUCCAGCGUAGGAUCACGGUGACACUCAUCCAUGAGAAGGGCUGUGAGCUUCACUGGAAGGAUGUCCGGGAGCUGGUGGUCGGUCGGAUCAGGAACAAGCCAGAGGUGGAUGACACUGCGGCAGAUGCAGUGCUCUCCCUUAACAUCAUCUCAGCCAAAAACAUGAAGUCCUCGCAUAACUCCAACAGGACGUUUUACCGAUUUGAGGUUGUGUGGGAUAGCUCGCUGCACAACUCUCUCCUGCUCAACCGUGUGACUCCCUGUGGAGAGAAGAUUUAUAUGACCCUGUCUGCAUACCUGGAGCUUGACCACUGCAUCCAGCCUGCCAUCAUCACCAAAGACAUCUGCAUGGUGUUCUACUCCAGAGAUGCUAAGAUCUCACCUCCACGCUCUCUGAGGAGCCUGUUUGGCAGCGGCUAUUCGAAAUCCCCUGACUGCAAUAGAGUGACCGGGAUCUAUGAGCUUAGCCUGUGCAAGAUGGCCGACACAGGAAGCCCAGGCAUGCAGCGGCGAAGACGGAAAGUCCUGGACACAUCAGUGGCGUACGUGCGUGGAGAGGAGAACCUGGCUGGGUGGAGGCCCAGAGGAGACAGUCUGAUCCUCGAGCACCAGUGGGAGCUUGAGAAACUGGAACAGCUGCACGAGGUGGAGAAAACACGUCACCUCCUGCUGCUGCGGGAGAAACUGGGAGAGUCGGUUCCUCAGAAGUCUCUGAGUGAGUCUGUCUCUUCAAGCUUGAGCAGCGGCACCCUGAGCACCUCGACCAGCAUCUCCUCACAGAUCUCCUCCACCACCUUCGAGAGCGCCAUCACUCCCAGCGAGAGCAGUGGAUAUGACUCAACCGACAUUGAGAGCCUGGUGGACCGUGAGAAGGAGUUGGCCACUAAGUGCCUCCGCCUUUUGACUCACACUUUUAACAGUGACUAUAACCAGAUGUGCAACAGCGUUAGCGCUUGCCAGCUGUCUGAUAUCUCACCCAUGGGCCGAGAUCCAUCAGUCACCAGUCUCAGCAGUGCCACCCUUACCCCGUCCUCUACCUGCCCCUCCCUGGCAGACUCCCGCUGUGGUUCAGAGCAGAAGACUCCUGAGCCUAACUCCCGCGCCACCAGCCCCUCAUACUCGGACUAUGAGAACUUCCCCAUUGUGCCCAGCAUGGAGACAUCAUACCUGGCUCGCGCUGGCAAACAUGAGUUCCUCAAUCUGGUGCCCGAUAUUGAGGAGAUGAGGCCUGGAUCUGUGGUGUCUAAGAAGGGAUUCCUGAGCUUCAUGGAGCCACGCUCGAACUCGUGGGUGAAGCACUUUGUGGUAGUACGCCGCCCGUACGUCUUCAUCUACAACAGCGAAAAGGACCCAGUGGAACGAGGUGUCCUGAACCUGUCCACUGCUCAGGUGGAGUACAGCGAGGAUCAGCAGGCCAUGCUCAAGACUCCCAACACAUUUGCUGUGUGCACUAAGCACAGAGGGAUUCUGCUCCAGGCCAACAAUGAUAAAGACAUGAACGACUGGCUGUAUGCUUUUAACCCGCUGCUAGCAGGAACAAUAAGGUCCAAACUGGCGAGAAGACGCUCCGCUUUGCUGAAGGACUAAACAAGCUUCUCAUUUUGAAGAGAUCGUGCUCUGUUUCUUCUCCCUAGCCUUCGAGUGUUAACACUUAUUAAAACUUUGUGAUUCUUGAUGGUUUUCUCUUGUAUGUAGACCUGUGGCUUAAGUCUCCUCUCCAGCAAAUGAACUCUUGAGUUUCUGAACACCCACUCCUCCCCCCCCCCUCCUCUCUCCCUCUUUCUCUCUCUCCUAACCUCUCGCUAUUUUGUUCGUUUGGAUCCUUUUCUGUCUUUUAAGUUUUCGUUCUCUGCCAUAGCGGAACCUUCUUCUAGUAGCAUGUCGUAAUAGUCUGUUUGUGUGUGCACGAUUCUCCCGAGCAGUUUCUCUUCUCUAUUUGAGUUAUUACUCGUCUGUAACGAUCGUCUUUAUCAGUGUUAUCUGUUGAGUCAGGUACGUUUUCUCCCGCAUGGCCACAGCAGCAGUCCUCAGGAUAUCAGCAGUUUGCUUAACAAAAGCCUCACAGAGUACCACUGAACAUAGAUCAAAUACACUUAUAUCACUAUCUGAAAAGAAAUACUUCACUCAUAGAGAAUAAUAGCUCAGUAGUUUUUACACUAGUGAGUAGAUGUCCCAACACUGGAAGAGGGGGACGGGGAUGUAUAAGGGCAGAGGCGUGAAUUUGAAGUGCGUAUGGCUAAAUCUGGGACCAGUCAGCAUUUAUUAUGAGUAUUACUGUGGACCUGGAUGAAGAAUGUGGACAGAUUUCGAUUCUGUGGUCCAUUAGGCAGUGCUCCAGCACUGUGCAUUUGCUUAGCAUUCGUUUAAUUCUAUGUAGUAAAGGGAUAACACAUGCCCAUUUGUAAAGGUGCAUUACUAUGUAGCACUAGAGGAUGAUGGAUGAAAGAGAACACUAUUUCCCUGACAUUUAUGCAGUUCAUCUGCACAGCAUUUACUUCAGAUCUAAAUCUUUCAAUCUUGAUAUUUAAAAUAACAGAACAGAACAAAGUGAUUAGACGAGACAAAUGAGAUGAAGGUCAUUUGUAAAUACUUUAAAGGAUUCCUGCACUUUCAUGCUAGUCAUUCUGAAACAAGAGACAUUCCUUUUGUGCUGUUGUCCACGUGAUCUUUUAUUUAUUGCGAGAUCGCAGCAGUUAUUUUAGCCAGGCGGAUUUGAUAGCCACUGGACUGCGGUACUGAUAUUGGAGCUUUGUUGAAUGAUACGUUGGUGGUGAACCAGCCGCUUAGCUCACCAUCAGAAAACCAUGAAGCCUCCAUGACCAUGUUGAACCUGAACCUAUGAAUUUAACAAUGUUAACUAAUUACUGAUUAUUGUACUCAUUAUCUUAACUUAUUAUUUCUAAUGCUGCUUGUUUUGUAUCUCAUUAACUUAAAUUUGAAUUCAAAAAUGAAGCAGGUUGUUGUAAGGGCUUUUUUGGGGUUUCUUUUUUUUUUUCUAUUUUUUUUUAUCCAACUGAUAGUUUUGCACAUUGACACAAACACAAGUGGACCACUGAAGUAGAUUUUUGGUUCAUCACUCUUUGAAGGAUGAAUUAUUUUGCAGUGUAACACACAGAAAUGGGAUCGAAUAUAUGCUCAUGCUUUUUCAUUUCUCAUGAAAAGAUUUGCUCUGUUAAUGUUUGAUGCAGUUAGUUUGGGAUUAGCGAUCGAGUAGUCUUUCAGUCUUUGCCUUGCGUUAAUGCUGGACGGUUUUGACAAGGAGAUAUACGUGACUUGGCACACGGAAAUCCUCUGGCCAGCCAACCAGCAGGCUAUGUGCUUCACAUAAUCUCUAAAGCUAAUGCAGAAUUUCAGCUUAGUGUAAGGCCUGGCUUUCCAAUGAAGCAAAGUCAUGACUCUCAUUCAUCUUUAGAUAACAAAGCGAAAUGGCCGAGAUGGUUCUGUUCUGAGGUCGGCCAACCCGAGAAACAGAAAUAACAAAAGGAUGAGAAAAGACUUCUGUUUAAAAUGUUGUGUGCACACAUGUUUAUUUCAUAUGACAUUUGUAAGGGGAAAGGGUUUUGCCAUGCCACCAUUUCAUCAUCAUUUCAAUAUUGUAGGAACAUGUGAUGGAAUGAAUUGCAAGAGCAUGUGAGCAAGUUGCACAAGUCUUGACAGAGCAAAGAGUUUCACUGUUAAGAGACAUUAUAACUGUAUAGCUAUUUGUUUGUUUUUGGUUGCAGUGUAUAUAUUCAUUUGCAGUUCUUUGCACAUUUAACAGGUGAUAACUAACAGAUCAAAUAAAGCCUGAAGUGGAUUUCUGGUGUUUACUCAAAUAUGAACAAGAUAGCAUAAGAUCAGAUCGAAUUAUGUAGUGUGUUACAGUUGGAAGUGGAUUUUGAAUGUACCUCUGUGAUGUCAAUGGCAAAUAUUCACUAACUGCAUUGGGUGUAAGAACAAAAGGGAAAACGUCCUUUUUUUUUUUUUUUUUUUUAACUGCCAGCUUGAGUAACUGUAGUGUUUCCUGUUGCUUUCAUUUGGUUGUGCCACUCCUACAAACCCAGUCUGAGUUCAGGUGUGUACUUCUGAGUUCAGGUGUGUUAUGAUGAUGCGGGGAGGGAUACUGUUUAGAUUUAUUUUCUAAUAUCAGGGACUAUAUUUUUAGAGGUAUUCCAGAAUGAAUCAUUACACAUGCAUAUACCGUUUAAUCUUUGUUUCUCAGUCAUUGUAUUGCAUUUUCCCAUGCUGCCUUCGGAACCACUCUGGCAUACACUCCCUCUCAGAGGCGUCCUUUUAGUAAACUUCCCACUCAUUUUGUUGAAAGAUAACAAGCUAAACCAAUGCUUUAACACUGUACAUUAUUUGUCAGAUUGGCUUCAUUUUCAUACUUAUUUUGUAAAUAUUACAUGUUGUAUGGAGCUUGAAUUAAAAUGUAAAUAUGU
Molecule: messenger RNA, 8792 nt
Organism: Ictalurus furcatus (blue catfish)
Lineage: Eukaryota; Metazoa; Chordata; Actinopteri; Siluriformes; Ictaluridae
Gene: kif1b
Product: kinesin family member 1B
Exons: 48
Coding region: 538-5958 (1806 amino acids)
Biological process (GO): vesicle-mediated transport; microtubule-based movement; cytoskeleton-dependent intracellular transport
Cellular component (GO): cytoplasmic vesicle; kinesin complex; microtubule
Molecular function (GO): ATP binding; microtubule binding; ATP hydrolysis activity
Source: RefSeq, a predicted model, not a curated record